AUCGACGCACGAUAACUGCGUGCUGGUUGAGUCUCGAGUAGAAGGGCGCAGGAGGGCUUUGUCACUUAAUUUCAGGCGAAUGCGUCGGCGCUAAUUCACUCGCUGGCUGCCGCUUUCGCGAGUAUAACAAACGGCAGAGAGCGAGUCAGACCGGCACUCGCGAGCGGGCUGGUCACCGGGGCGCUUUACACACUUUCUGGCUAUUUCGGCCAACAUGCCCGUCGAGAACGCCGCCGAGAAAAGGCACUUGGCAGACCUCUACUCGCUCGGCGUCUGGAGCAAUCGUGCCCUUUCCGCCUUCCAGAACUGGGGCUUCCAGGAGAAAGAUGUGGAUAAGGCCGCCGUCAAACUUAGCAGAUCAAAGUUUUGGAGGAAAGGUGGAUCGCAAGAUUUCGCGUCCUUGAGACAGCAGUGUCUGCAGGAAGGAGUCUUGUACGAAGACCCUGAUUUUCCCUGCACCAAUGAAUCGCUUUUCUUCAGCAGAGCGCCUCCAAUGCCAUUGAAAUGGCUGCGACCAUCGCAAAUUGCAAAAGACCCGCGUCUAUUUGUGGAAAGCUACUCGAGAUUCGACAUAAAGCAGGGCGAGCUGGCCGACUGCUGGCUUUUGGCGGCACUGGCCAAUUUGACUUUGCACAACUCGCUGUUUUGCCAAGUGGUGCCCGAGGAUCAGAGCUUCAAGAAGGACUACGCGGGAAUAUUUCAUUUCAGGUUCUGGCAGUUUGGAAAAUGGGUCGAGGUGGUGAUAGAUGACAGACUGCCGACCUUCAACGGCGAACUAGUCUUCUUGAGGUCGACCCAGCAGAAUGAAUUUUGGAGUGCGCUUUUAGAAAAGGCUUACGCAAAGCUGCACGGCUCGUAUGAAGCGCUCAAAGGUGGAUCGACUUGCGAGGCGAUGGAGGACUUCACCGGAGGAGUCACUGAAUUGCACGACCUGGAUAAGGUCGAUAUGCAGUUUUUCAAAACGCUGAAAGAUUCGUUCGAGCGCCAGUCACUGAUGGGUGCUUCCAUUGAACCUGACAGUCCUGAUCAGUUUGAAUGCCGCACCCCCGACGGUCUAAUUAUGGGACACGCGUACAGCGUCACCAAAGUGCAGUACGUGGACAUCAAGACUCCAAGAGUUACCGGGAAAAUCCCUUUGAUUCGCCUGCGCAACCCGUGGGGAAACGAAGUUGAAUGGAAAGGCGCCUGGUCUGACGAAUCUCAAGAGUGGCAGUUCAUCCCUCAGGAGGAAAAAAACCGAAUCGGUCUGACAUUCGAUAAAGACGGAGAAUUCUGGAUGUCAUUCCGCGAUUUUGUGCGUAAAUUCAGCCGAUUGGAAAUCUGCCUCUUAGGCCCUGGCUCUUGGAACAGUGACAACCAAGGGAAGAAGUGCUGGGAAGCGAGCGUUUUCGAAGGCGAAUGGGUGCGCGGAACGACGGCCGGGGGUUGCCGCAACUAUCCGAAAACCUUUAGCUACAAUCCGCAAUACAGAGUGACUUUGGAGCCGUCCUUCAAUGGCGCGGUUGAUUGCGAAGUGGUUGUGGCGCUGAUGCAGAAAAACCGCAGAGCGCAGCGGAAAAUGGGAGCCCAAAGCCUCAACAUUGGCUUCGUCAUUUACCAACUGAAUGAAACCACAAGCAAGAUAAAGCCGCUGCCGUCGCAUUUUUUCCUUGAGAACGUCUCGACCUACAGAUGCAAGGCUUUCAUCAACCUGCGAGAAGUGACGGAGAGAUUCAGACUGACCCCCGGCACUUACUGCGUUGUGCCCUCGACCUACGAGCCCCAGGAGGAGGGAGAGUUCCUACUCAGGAUUUUCUCGGAGACCAAAAUUCUCCUAGAAGAAAAUGAUAAGAAAGUUGAGCUAGUCGAAGCCAUCAAGAAGGUGAACGUCUCCCCUGUCGAGGCGGAAUUGGAUAAAAGAGUGCAGGAGUUUUUCAAGGCCGUCGCUGGCGACGACUUGGAAGUAGAUUGGAUGGAGUUGAAAAACGUCCUCGAUUUCUCCAUCAAUAAAGAUUUGCAACGCUGCUCUAUUGGCCCGGCAAAUCUGAUUCAGCGAGGCGGAUUUUCCAAGGAAAUUUGCCGCAGCAUGGUGGCAAUGAUGGACACCGACAGGUCGGGAAAGCUCGGAUACGAAGAGUUUAAAACGCUCUGGCUGGACGUUUGCAAUUGGAGACGGGUUUUCAAGGAAUUUGACAAGGACAGAUCCGGGAUGCUGAGCGAUUUCGAGCUGCGGGAUGCGCUCGCAUCCGCUGGCUACCAGCUGAAUUGCAGGAUUUUGAACGUUCUCAUGCACCGGUACGGCACAAAGGAGGGCCAAAUCACGUUUGACGACUUUAUCGCCUGUGCUGUCAGGCUUAAGUGCAUGAUUGAUAUGUUUAAAGAGAGAGAUCCCAGGAGCACUAAUAAGGCGAUUUUUACUUUUGAUGAGUGGAUGGAAAAGAUUAUUUUCUCUUAAAAUACUUAAAGCUUCCACACUAUUGCUAAACAAGUCUACCAUUUUCAGUAAUUUACGAGUUUGUCAAAAAAAUCUGUGAUUUAUCAUAUUGCUGUGACAUUUGCUAACUAAAAAAAUUGUAUACAGAGUUGGGAAUUUGAGACAUUUUCAAAGAAGACUAUUUUAAGACGGUUUAGACGGUUGUAGACUGCUUUAACAAUUUUCUCCUUACGAUUUUGUUGCCAUUAAUUUAUAUCUCAUUUUAAAAGGAGGGAGUUGGAAUUCUUUAACAAAGUUUUUAAUUCUAAAAUGAGCUCUUUGGUUUAAGUUAGAUGAUUUUACUGACAGAUUUUGAUUUUGAAUUAAUACCAAAGAUUUCCAAAGUCAGCAACUGAUUUUACAGCUCGACAGGGAUUUAUUUAGAUAAUUUUUCAUAAUAUGCUAUUAAAUUUUAAUGGCCAAAACCGACUUUUAACCAUCUCUUUCUGUUUAUAACGGAACAAAUAAGAAGUUGCAUGAUGAAGCCUAAUUUUCAAAACGGAAAAAAGAAAACCUUUCAGAAUUAAUUCAUUUUUUGUUUAAUUCCUAACACCAACAUGAUUUUAACGUUCAUUUUUUAGUAAUACUGUAUUUAAGUGAAAGUAAAAAUCCAGAAGAGUAGAACACAUUUUAAGAACAAUCUCUAAAACCGAACACGUAAACCGUUUUCCGCGUUUUUGAGCUGUUUCUCAUGAUUUAAUAUCGAUUUGGAAAGUAUUAGGCUAUUUUUAAUUUGACUGAAAUGACUUGAAACUCCGUAAUUCGUACUCAUUUCGAGUUAUAAAUAAGUCUGGCACAUAGAAAAAAAUAGUUAAUCGUCUCAAAUUCCCAAACCUAUAACAUUAAUCAUACAAAUCUCUAGAUAAAAAUAAACCAAUUUAAAUGGAAUGUCUAUAUUUAAAAUUUAAAGUUUGCAAAAUUCAAAUAGUU
Molecule: messenger RNA, 3382 nt
Organism: Cloeon dipterum
Lineage: Eukaryota; Metazoa; Arthropoda; Insecta; Ephemeroptera; Baetidae
Product: calpain-B-like
Exons: 14
Coding region: 215-2434 (739 amino acids)
Biological process (GO): proteolysis
Cellular component (GO): cytoplasm
Molecular function (GO): calcium ion binding; calcium-dependent cysteine-type endopeptidase activity
Source: RefSeq, a predicted model, not a curated record